This is a messenger RNA of Scatophagus argus, 4110 nucleotides long. RefSeq names its product erythropoietin receptor (gene epor). NCBI's taxonomy places the organism in Eukaryota, Metazoa, Chordata, Actinopteri, Scatophagidae. Gene Ontology annotation, molecular function: cytokine receptor activity; protein binding. Gene Ontology annotation, cellular component: membrane; external side of plasma membrane. Gene Ontology annotation, biological process: cytokine-mediated signaling pathway; positive regulation of cell population proliferation; hemopoiesis. The transcript has 8 exons. The coding region runs from base 552 to 2258 and encodes 568 amino acids. The record is from RefSeq and is a predicted model, not a curated record.
UCUGUGGUUUUACGUUACUCGGGCACAUGCAGGGAUUCUAGUGGCCCGGGCCCAGCCAGGGGCUCAGUUUGAACUCCUGGCUCUGAGCUGCAACUCACCCACGAGACAGGUGGCCAAGAUAUAAUAAUCAAAUCAUUAUUUGGUUAUUUUAUUUUAUUUAUGAUUUUCAUUCUUCGUCUUUCCCUUCCCGUGCAGAGUGGCACUAUAUCUAUCUAUCUAUCUAUCUAUCUAUCCAUCUAUCCAUCUAUCUAUCGUUUGUAUCGUUUCGCUUUUACGCACGGCCCAAGUCCAACCAUCACUUCCUCACUCACAGCAGCAGAAGUGUAAACACCAAUGAGCGCGUGAUUCCCGCCCAUCAACGAGAGAGUAAAGAAAGUUUUGUAAGACUGCACUUGCCCCACCUCUCGUUCACUGCCUUUGACAUAAAGUAAACAGCUCGAUUCUACACACCUUAUCGGGCACAAGCAGGCGCGUAGGCGCGUUGCGCUAUCCAAGGUAUCUAAACAAAAAACACAAACCUCCCCCGACGAGAGCUGCAGCAGGCGCGUUUGAUGCAGUUUGUUCUCCAGUUAUGCACGCGGACAACAGAAGGCCAAAGUGUUUCUGUUCACAGAGAAGACAGAAGGAUGAAAUGUGAUCACCUAAGGCGACUGUUGGCACUUUACGUGAUAUUCUGCGCCAUGCGAACACCUUCCACCGUCCGGGGCGCACGAGGUUUCGACAAAAAAGUGGCUAUGAUGCUGAAAGAAGAGCCGGAAAACCCCAAGUGCUUUGCGGAAGGUAGGAAAGACUUCACGUGCUUCUGGGAGGAAGAUGAGGAGAGGGCCGGCUCUUUGGAUCAGUACUCCUUCACAUACUCCUAUCAAAAUGAAAACAGCAGCAGGUGCCCAUUGAGAGCCCUCCCUGUGGUGGACGGGAAGAGGUUGUUUGCCUGCCAUCUCAACAAAACCCAAUUGUUUGUCCAAAUGGACAUACAAAUUCAUCGAGAGGGAAUACAGAUCCACAAUCGGAGCCUUCUUAUCGAGCUUGUUUUUCUUCUGGACCCCCCGGCUAAUGUGACAGUGAGCAGAACAGACCAGCAAGGCCAGCUGAACGUCAGCUGGGUGCCGCCGCCUCUCAAAUACAUGGAUGACAGCAUGAUGUACGAGGUCAGCUGCAGUACAGCGGACAGCCACGUGGGGCAGGUCGAGGUGGCACGAGCCAGCUCAGAGUUGAUCCUGAGAGGCCUGCAGCCAGGUAAAAAAUAUAAGGUGCAAGUUCGUGUGAAGCUGGAUGGGAUUAGUUACAGUGGCUAUUGGAGUGCCUGGAGUGACCCAGUGUUCAUGGAAACACCGCCUGCCGAACUUGACCUCAUCAUUGUUUCCCUGGCUCUUAUUAUCUCUAUCUUCCUGGUUGGGCUGUCUCUCACUGUGCUCCUGUCCCAUCGCAGUUUUCUUGUGAAGAAAAUUUGGCCAAGUAUUCCAACGCCAGACAGCAAGUUCCAAGGCCUUUUUACUGUUUAUGGUGGGAACUUCCAGGAGUGGUUGGGGCACACCAACGGGGGCUUAUGGUUAACACCGGCUUUUGUUAGCACAGAAGAAUGCCCUUCUCCUCUGGAAAUCCUAUCAGAGCUCAGCCUUUGCCCCUCACUGCCUUCACCGCCUCUGCCACCCAAGGCCUCUAGAGCUUUGACCACCGGCAGAAAGGAAAACAAGCAUGUAAAGGAAGGGCUGGACAAGAGAGAGCCAUUGGAAAGGGGUGAUUCAGUUCUUACAGAAGGAUGGAGAGCCACACCACAUGACCACUGGCUGAUGGACCGCUUACGAGCGCUUCACCAGAACCCCAUCCCCUGCUCUCAGUCCUCUUUGCUGGAGUCUCAGGAUGCCUAUGUCACCCUCAGUGCCAACAGCCGCCACAGAGACGAACACCUAGAUGAUAUUCUCGAGGAAACCUUACCCCUUGAGGUGCUUUUUGCCUCGAGAAAGCAAGUGUUGAGUGAGUCUCACUCUGACCUGGGAUCUGUGCAGCAGAGCUCUGGGUCGGGUCGCCUUUCGUCACAGUCCAGUUUUGAGUACCCAAACCAUGUCUGGAUGCCCAAAGGCCCUGGGUACACCUACAUGGCAGCAGCAGACUCUGGGGUCUCUAUGGAUUACAGCCCCAUGAGCAGAGUAGAUGACAUUGGAAAAGUGGCUAUCUAUGCCAAUGAAUACAAGAAUGAGAUCCCUGCUCAUAGAAGACCCUUCCUGUCAAGGCAGCACCCUGUCCAUGAUGAUGGCUGAGAGGAAACUAAGCUGGACAGGCUGGACAUGGACAAAGCCUUGAAGCAGGUUCAAUGAAGAGUGUUUGGUUAUUGACCCAAAGAGUCUCUCUUUAACUGUUAAGAAAGGCAUACACAGUGUUGGGGAGCUGACAGAUACCAUAGUGUGAGCUAUGGGCACAGAAAUGCCACUUGGUCUUAUCUUUUCUACUUAAUCCAGAUCAUCUCUGAUCUGUACAGGAUAGUAUCAUUACAUGGACGUGGCAGCUGUGGUUUAUACCAAAUACUGAUUUUCACUACAAAGGUCUGCUUGCUUAUCUGUAAGUAUCCUGUAGAUCAGAUUUUAGGAUAUUUUACUCAAGUUUCAAGUUCCAGAGUCUUUCCAUAGUGAUUUAUUCAUAUUUGAGCUAAGUGUACUCUCUCAUACUUUAUUUUGAGCCAAAAUGACAGAAUGGCUAUUAGAUACUGUAGUUGUUAGUACAUCUCUAAGUUGUUUAUUUAGUCACUGCAGCCAUGUAAAGGGCAGAGCAUGUAUGUCUAAACCUUGACAUUUUCACUAAAAUCUUACAUUCAUUGCUGUUUUGAAAUCAAACUGCAUAUUUGUAUUGCUUGCUUUUGUGUCUUAGGAAACAUAUCUUGUAACUUUUUUUAAACUCUUUAAGAAUUUUAAUGCAUUGUUGACAUAGAUGUAUAUUUGAAUAAAAUAUAGAGGAGAAUGUGACACAAAAAGGAAACAAAAUGUUUAAAGUUCCACACUCAAGCAGUUGAUGAUUUAUCAAAAGAUGACAAAAGCAAAAUAUUAUUCUUUUAUACCAGUUGUAUUACAUAUAUUUGGGUUUUUUCCUAUUAUGUAAGCUAUGUUUAGGAGAGGAUCUUGACAUUUGUCACACUUAAAUGGUGAAUAUCUACAGGUGAGGCAUUUUAGUACAAGUUUUCCCAUUAGAAGUUAUAUUUUGUUGCUAUUUUUAAUUUUCAAAAACAUUCAGUAUAAUUUUCUGCACUGAUAAUGCUAUUGUUUAUUUAAGUAUUUUCUAUUUUUUUCUCAUCCGUAAAAUACUUUGAUAUCAGCUACUUGAUUCCAAAGUCUCACACAUGUUGAUAGCUACAGUGUUGUAAAUCUGUGGUUCCUAACCUGAGGGACAGGACCCCUCAGCAGAGGUGGAGGAAGUAAAACAAGCAAUACUACAGUAUAAAAGUACACCCAUUUCAGAAUCAUAUAUACUGGAUUUUCAUUAUUAGUGAUUAGUGAUGUGAUGAUCAAUGUGAAUAACUUUAAUGAGCAGCUCAUUUUAAUUCCCUAAUAAUAUGCUGCUGGGUAGUUCAAUCAAUGGCAGUAAAACAGAAUUUAUUAGUUCAUUUGCAUUUUGUAUUAAUCUAAAUCUGCAAAGUACCUAGUAUCUAAGGUUUAAAAAUAUAUAGAGCAAAGUAAAGUGCAGAAUAUAGUGAGAAGUAGAAAGAAUGACAACAUUGAAAUCCUAUAUAUAUAUAUAAAAAAAUACUACUUUACUAUUUACUAUAAGUACAUAAAAAUAAGUAUAGUAAUUGGGUAAAUAUACUUAGUUACAUUCCAUCACUGCUCCUCAAAGUGUUAAAACAUAAAACUGUGAGAAAAAAAGACAAGACUUCAAUAUGCUAUAUAAAAUAUUUGUUUAUUUGAAUGUACAGUUUUCCUCACCCUUUUCUUCUUUUUUUUCGUUUGUGAGGGAUCACAGGUAGACUUCCCUUCGAAGUCUUGUACCAAAAAUGUUGGAAACCACUGUUCAAUAAUGUUCAUAAUGUUCAUUCAAUGUCUGUGUAAUUUUGUGUAAGAUUUUAUCCCUAUUUUUCUAGUUUUUGUCAUAUUAUUCAAGUCAAUAAAUCUUGUACAUCUACAA